AUGGAAGGGAGGCAGAGGGUUUUCACCAUGGGGAAAGAUGGGGAGGGCCGAAGGGGAAUUUGGGAAGUUCUCCCCUCCCACACACUUUUGGUUAAAACACGUCAUAAAUCAGGUGAUUUCCUCCUCGCCGAUUCAUCCAGACUCAUACAUGCUACAGAGAAGAAAGUGCAUGUAAUAUCACUCAACAAUAAGGAAAUUCAAGGAGCUCCUUACAAAUGGGACGAGGUGAUUCCCAUCACCGAUAGAUUCAUUGUCAAUGGUACCGCUGGAUUUAUUAUGCAAGACUCCUUAAUUCUGCUUGGAGGAGACGGAAACCCCAAGAGAGUACUUCUUCUGGACUUCAGCACGAAAAAGUGGCAGACCCUCUCUUCCAUGAGAACAGGGAGAAAAGGAGCAGCAUUGACGAAGAUAGACGAAAACACCAUCCUUGUUCUGGGAGGAGAGGAUCCUAAAGGAAUGAAGCUGCUCGCCAACUGCGAGUACUUUGACACCAGGUCAAGGGGAUGGUCAGCAUUUGGAAACCUUAAAAUGCCCAUUCCUCUCUCGGAUCAUGCAGUCACAGUUUGCAACGAUUAUAUAUACGUCUCGGGGGGAUGGGAUGGGAGGGAAACCGCAAAGGACGUGUGGAGAAGCAAAUUAAAUGGUAGAGGAUCCUGGGAGAGGCUCCCCCCUUUAAACAAGCAAAGAAAGAAUCAUGGAAUGGUAGGAGAUGGUGCAGGGAAACUGUCUGUCAUCGGUGGUCGGUUUCAUCGAAUAAACCGGGAGGAUAUUCAGGUCCUUGAGACAGAAGCCUUCAAAGUGGAUGAAGGAAGUGGGUGGGUGCCACAAGGGAAACUUCCCUUGCGAAGAGCCUGGAAGGCGACAGAUAUGAAUAUAGAAAAUGCAUUGCAAGCCAGGUGGUUGAUAGUCGUAGAACUGCGUGAACUGGGACUGAAAAGACCAGACAUUGAAGAGGCGGGCAAGAAGUUGAACUUGAACCGAGUCAUCAUCACAAUGACAUUGGGUCGAUAUCUUGAGACAGGCUCUACCGCCUAA
Molecule: messenger RNA, 1035 nt
Organism: Darwinula stevensoni
Lineage: Eukaryota; Metazoa; Arthropoda; Ostracoda; Podocopida; Darwinulidae
Source: the annotation of a GenBank genome assembly